ACAUUUCACACCCCCCAACAAUAAUGGAACACAAAACAACCUCUUCUUCAUGCCUUCUAUUCUCAAUUCUUUCUUUUCUUUUCAUCUUUCUUUCAUGUUUCUCAGGAUCUGUUGCUGCUUACAAAAAUUACACAGUAGGAGAUUCUUUAGGCUGGUUUGACACUCUUGAAAAGCCUAAUGUUAAUUACCAGAAAUGGGUUGCCAAAAUAGAAUUUAGCUUGGGAGAUUUCCUCAAAAAGUAUGCAAAAGCGGCAGAACACGAGGUACGAGAGGCGCGGGAGGAGCUAAGGAAAGCAGAGCAACGUCGGCAAGAGGAUGAGCAACGCACUAAAGAGCUCCAGAUACAGCUAGCAACAUUGGCAAAAAGUGUUGCUUCCAUACAGGUUGAGUCAUCCGUCGUCGUCGUCAUCCAGAUUAUGACGAGGAUGAGUCUAACGAUGAUGACGGCGAUGAGUAGUACUUAUUUCAUUGUUAGUUUCGUAUAG
Messenger RNA from Cicer arietinum (chickpea), 485 nucleotides. The record is from RefSeq and is a predicted model, not a curated record. Lineage: Eukaryota; Viridiplantae; Streptophyta; Magnoliopsida; Fabales; Fabaceae.